AAAUGUGCUUAGCGGGAGUUUCCUAGAUUCAUUUUAUUUAUUUUGUGAUCUCACUUUUACACGUUUAACAGAAACAGUUUUCAUUAAUCAUUAUUGCAUUUACUGCGAUACAGUGCACAAGUGUGUUAAAAAGUUUCCGAAUUUCCAGUUGUCUGAGAGUUGUACUUAUCCGUGUUCAAAAUGUUACAACUGCCGAUAUUUUAUGGUCAGCAUCAAAACAGUCCUUUGGACAGCGUUUACAAAGCUCUGCACAAUAAGGAUUUAGCCAAGUCUGUUGCAGCUGCCGUAGACGUAUUGAGAAUGACAAAUAACUUUGUGAAAAUUGAUAACAAAGGAAAACAAUCACAAGCAGCUAUUGAGCAUGGGGUUGAGGGCAAAAAAGCUUUUUGUGAAGGCGAUUUUCAGUUGGCAUUGGUGAAAUAUAACAUGGCUAUAAUGAGGGCUCCUUCUAACUCCGAAGCUAUGAGGCUAGCAUACUACAGCCGAGCAGAACUCUUGCUUAAAGCGAAGCAGUUCAAAGCAUGUGUCAAAGAUGUGGAGACUUGCCUGGCGCUGAGCUGCCCAGAGACCCUGGCUACUAAGUUACGCGAGAUGAGAGCUGCAGCCAGCCAGUUCACAUGGUUAGAGGAGUUUGCUGUAAGGCAUGCAGCCACACCAUUUACUGAGCACUACUUUAAACUGAAAGGAGACAGUCACCCAGAUAUACCGUGUGCCAUAUCCGAUGUGGAAGUCAUCGUGGAAUCCGGACAAGUCAAAAUUGUUGCUGCAAGGGACAUUCCAGUUGGCACUCUCGUAGCAUUGGAAACUGCAUUCGUGGCAGCCGAGCAUAUCAUGAAUCAUGUUACUUCAUGCCACUACUGUCUGAAGAUGUCUUUUAACUUAAUACCUUGUGAUGGAUGCUCUGCUGCCUUCUUCUGUGACAAAACUUGCAAAGAAAAGUCUAUGCGUGAAGGACAUAAUAUUGCUUGCAAAAUUAUGGACGUUAUAAUAGAUGAUGUCAAGCUACCAGUCAAAGCUGUUCUUAAAAUACGUCAGCUCUGUGACUCUUGGGAAGAAUUCAUAAUUGCAUCCUAUGAUUUAGGCACAGACAGGAUGAAAAACGCAACUAUUGCUGACAUCUUUGGAUCAGACAAGUUUUCACUAUUGAAUUCAAAUUAUGACACACAUUUCAAGUACGGUGCGUUGUUCAACAGAAGCAUGUAUUUUGCCAAUAUAAUACAUUAUUUGGAUAUGAAGACAUCAUUUUUCCCGACCGCACCUGAAAAGAAGAAGGCUGCUAUUGAUGCAGUCAGCAGGAUGUUGAUGCACCUAUCUGUAUAUUGUACACCUGUGCAACUGCAGUAUUGUACUUCUAUGUGCGUGGAGGGUCGUGUUUCCCUGCACAAUCACCCAAAUAAAGGGUACUUUCCAUUCAUGAGCAAACUCGCUCAUUCUUGCGUGCCGAACUUGUAUGUGGCGGGGCUGCGUAAUAGCGCCGCGCUGGUGUCGGUGAUGCCCAUCAAGAAGGGAGAAGAAUUGACCAUUUCUUAUUCAGGCCAUUGGUUGGAAGUUCAGCCAAGUGAAAAUCGUUAUAGAGCAAAGAAAAUGUUUGUCCACUACAGGACUAUAUGCCAGGACUGCAAGGUCUGCAGUGAGGAUGACUCUCUUCGAAAGCAGUCGUUAUCUGAUGAAGAAUUGAAAGCUUACCAUACCUUUAUAAUUCACCAUCCCGAUACAACAAUAAAUUUUCCACAAAAUAUUGCCACACGUUACAAGGAUACAUGUAAAAUUUUGCAAAAGCUGAGUAAAGCACCUUUUUCCAAGGAGUACGCUUUGGCAUUCGUAGCGUUGCUACAUUGUCUUAUGCAUUGUAUUGAAUAUAAGUAUCCGAAUGUGAUUAUGAAUCAGUAUGAAUAGCAAGUAAUAAGUAUAAAGAUAAUUAUUGAUGACGCCUUAAGGCUGGUCAGUUUAUCGAUUGCGGAUCCUUAUAGUCAGUGUGCUAUUUAGUAACGAGUGACUGCUCAGCAUGACCUAUUUAAUUUUAAUUGACUUGCAGUAAUAAUAAUGUUCAGGUAGGAUUGGUAGGAUCUUCAUAUUAUUAGGUAUUACUCUUCUAAUUAUACUUGUUUGUGGUCAUUACAACGAAAAAGAUAUUGUCACAUAGGUGGUUACGUUGUUUGCGUAUAGAAAUUAUAUAAAGCAUGCAAAUUUUUUCAAUGUCUUUCAAGCCAAUGCAUGCAGUAUCGCCUAGAAGAUUUUUCUUCUGCCCGUCGGCAUACACAUACUUUUAUUAUGCCGGUUGCAUAGCCGCUCGGUAUAAACCAAAUAUGUAGGUACAUGAGAUGAUGAGAGAGAUAUGAGGGUGACUGGUAAUUAGUGACCGAUACUAUUACAAACAACUGUGGCCAAAAUAAAUUUUUAUUCAAA
Molecule: messenger RNA, 2406 nt
Organism: Helicoverpa zea (corn earworm)
Lineage: Eukaryota; Metazoa; Arthropoda; Insecta; Lepidoptera; Noctuidae
Product: SET and MYND domain-containing protein 4-like
Exons: 3
Coding region: 181-1896 (571 amino acids)
Molecular function (GO): protein binding
Source: RefSeq, a predicted model, not a curated record